This is a messenger RNA of Paramuricea clavata, 3877 nucleotides long. The record is from the annotation of a GenBank genome assembly. NCBI's taxonomy places the organism in Eukaryota, Metazoa, Cnidaria, Anthozoa, Malacalcyonacea, Plexauridae.
GUGAUGCAUGUUGGGAGUGAUUAAGUUGCUCCAACAUGGCGGCUGCUGGCCUUUCAGUUAUUUCAUCUUUUAACAACGAAAACAGAAAUAUCUUGAAAAAUGACGAUCUACACAAAGCUAGAAGCAACAAAGCAGUCAAGGUAUGUAUUUGUGCUAUCGAUAAUGUACAAAAUAACGAUGUAUGGUGACUACAAAUGCACAAUAAAAGCCAGCAUAGUUUAUGUACUUGUUUUGUCACCGCUUCUUGAUUUUUAUAUGUCAAGACGGGUAACUCUACUACGUCUGUGUAUAAAGUUAGAUAUAUAUUAAAUUAAAAUAUUUUUUCUAACUUUAUUACUUUUCUAUUUUAACUACUUAAAAAUGCUAUAACUGAUUUUUUAUAGAAAAUUUAUUUAUAGAACUUUCUUGAUUAAUUUUCCAUGUGGGACGACCACUACUGACUACUACAUAUGAGUUAAAAUUUUCUCUGUUACGUCAUAUAAUGCCCUUUUUUGUCCUCUUCUUUAACAUUUUGUACUUUAAAUAUUGCUUUUAUAUUUAGAAUAUGUUUAGAAAAUAUAUACUGUCAUUAAUUCCAACAUAGCAACUAAAGUUGGCAUUUAUUGAUUUUAUUCUGUUAUUCAAUAAAAAUAACACCAAAGUGGACCAAGUGGUAAAGCAACAAGUAGGAAAUCUUUGUUUUGCUUUUAAUACCAUUAUCACUGCUUUAACAUAAUGAGGCUCUAAGCCUGCUGUGGUAUUGAAAGAAUAUUUGAUAUUGGUUGUAAAAAUAAUACCAAUUAAUGAUAUUGAUCUAUAUAGACAUUUUUAGAAAGUAAAAUGUAAAGCUAUUUCUUGAUAUGUUAUAUUAGCUUGUGUGUGUGACAAAAUGUUGUGCACAGUGUUUUUCUUGGCAAUGGGCCAUGCAUUCCAGAAAACAUCUGGACGCACCUCCCCCAUGGCACACAGACAGAGCUUAAAAAAUAAACACACAGAUGUACAAUUGUACGCCGAAAUUAGCUUCGCGUACGCCAAUAAUGGAUCAAGAAUUUCAGGCAAGUUAGAGCGCUGCAGGUUGUGAUAAGGUGGACUUCAAAGAUUUGGAUUCUUGCACUUCACUUGGUGGAAUUAAUAUUAGAAUGUUAGGGUUUGUAAUCCAAGUGAGUAUAUAUACAUUUUAAGACCUGACCAGGAACGACUGUGAAAAAUGCAGCACAAGGUCCUCUGGUAGGAAUUGAACCUACGACCCUGCCAUUCCGGUGCACACCCGGUUACCUAUAUAUACAUGAACUUAUGGUUACAGCUCAACAGCUGGUCUCUGUAGCUCAGUUGGUUAGAGCGCUGCACCGGAAUCGCAGGGCCGUAGGUUCAAUUCCUACCAGAGGACCUUGUGCUGCAUUUUUUGCAGUCUUUCCUGGUUAGGUCUUAAAAUGUAUAUAUACUCGCUUGGAUUACAAACCCUAACAUUCUAAUAUUAAUUCCACCAAGUGAAGUGCAAGAAUCCAAAUCUUUGAACCGUUACCCCUUUCUGUUUGCCUUAAAAUCCUUCAGAUAAUGAACAAACAUUCACCCCUGAUUCUGAAAUGUCCAUACAUUUAUAACAAUCAAACAUGAAACAUUGAUCCAGAAACAUUGAGUUCACCGCCAUCUUUAUUACGUCUUAAGGUCGUUUAAAUCCAGCAUUUCAUGUCUCUACAUCAAGUAAAAUUUGUGAAAGGCAGUCAAUUCAAAGUUGUUGAUACAGUAGUACACACAUUCAUCAAUUUAACUUGUGAAGAGAAAACUGUCAACAUUCAGGAAAACUUGCUCAUCACAGCUUUACACCUCAAGUAUCUGUAUAGAGCUGUAACACAGUGGUACCGCUAGGAUGUUACAGUAUAUAUGGGAGGGGGGAGGGGGCAACUUAAUAAUUUGUGAGUCACAAUUCUAGAGGGGUCCCGAGGACAUUGCUCUCCCUGUAAAUAAAAUUGAAUUUUGGAUAAAAUGUAAACUAAGGUCUUAAUAAACCACCUUUUUAGCAACUUGCGUCAAUUUAUUUCAUUUCAGAAUACUUGACAAUUGAAUUCAGUGGGUAACAUAGUCACAUAGAGCAUUAAUUAGAACAAAGUUCAGUAGAAACAAGGACAUAGCAAAGACUGUGUUAUUGGGAUGGAGGAGGGUGUAGGGGUGUAGGGGUUGAAUUACCUGAUUUUUAAAAUUAUGUUUUACUUACAACAAAGUUCACUUUUUUUUUUAAUUUACUGCACUAACAGUAAUAACAAACAUUAAUGAGCAAGGAUUGAGGAGAUUGAACUUUGGUAAUAACUAAGCUUUCAUUUGUCUUUCAACACCAGUGCCAUGUUCCAUUCUUACUUCGUAGUUGCCACUGACCAACAGGCAAAAGGUUGCAGGCAGCUCAGCAAGCAUUCAGGAAAAUAAAUUUCCAACUCUGCCUGACAAAGUGUCAGGUAACUGGACAUUUUGUGCCUGACAAAAAAUAUUAACACAAUAGAGCAAAAUUAAUAUAGUUUUUCGUGCUCCUUGAAAUAAAAGAAGCCAAUGUAUAUCAUACAGAAUCGAACAAUCAUAAAUUUCACAGCAUUUUCACAGGCAUGUUGUCUUAAUAUUUGUACGCGAUGAAAUUUGGACAUACACAUAAUUUUUAGAUGUGGAAUACAAAUAUUUUGAAAUAUAAAUGAAAUUUUUAAUGCCAGUUGUAGACAGUUUCACCAAUAGUUAUAGCCUGCGAACAGGCUCUCUUUGAACUCUUUAAUCCAAAGAGCCUGUUCGCAGGCUAAUAGUUGUAUUAAUAUGCUGCCUUUUUGUACCUGACAAUGUCCGUGACCGGAGGCUUAUUUUCAGGCUUGCAGCUCAGCAGUAUUGAAACAAUCAAUAUUUUUGUGACAGCUGAUUCCCAACAUUUUGACUAAUUAUUAUAGAAAACAAAUAUUUGUUUUUAAAAUUUGUUCUGCAUAAAUAUUUAUUUAGUUUUGUCAGUGUUGCAUAGUUUUUUACCACUUUGCAAUCACUGUAUGCCUGAUGAGUAAUCCAUUAAGUUGCAUUAUGACCUAUGCACUCUGCUUGUCUUUAUUAUUUUGCCCUGUCUAACGCCAAACACUGGUUCUCAAUGAGAUAAUACAUGAGAUACAUGUUACAGAUGUAUGUUGAUCAGUGGCGUAGCCAGAACGAUAAUUGGGGGGGGGGCACAUAUUCAUAUAUACGUGUUCUGCUUUAUUAAUUUCUUUUUAUGGUAUGUGAACACGAAUAUAUGAAUAUGGACCCCCCCCCCCCAAUUAUCGUUCUGGCUACGCCACUGAUGUUGAUUUCAUUUAUUUCAGAUGGAGAUUGAGAUUGACAAAAGUCAUGAGGGUAUACAGCAAUAUUAUGUGACAAAAAUUGAAGAACUUCAGGUGAGAUUAAUACUUUGAUUAGUGUAUAUUUAAGAUUUGAAACAGCUUUACCCGUACCAGUAUGUACUUCAUAUAAAAACAUUUUUAACUUUUUUGGAAAGCAUUCUGCUACUAUUGAGUCAACAGUACAUUUGAAAUAAACAUAUUUUGUAUAAUAAUGGCUAAAUGUUUGGUAUCAAUAUGAAAUAAAUACUGUUAGAGAUUGUAAGAAUUGGUAUUUAAUUAUAACUUGAAAGUCCAUGUAUUUUUAGCUGACAGUUACAGAAAAGGUUAAAAACCUUCGAAGACUUGAAGCUCAGAGAAAUGAAUUAAAUGCUAAAGGUAAUCUUUUAUUGCCACAUCACAACAUUACUUUAAUUAAGAUAUAUUGCUUUAAUAUAGUUUAAAAUAAUUUUCAUAUUUCAUCCAGUGCGUAUGUUACGAGAGGAAUUACAGUUAUUGCAAGAACAAGGAUCGUAUGUGGGAGAAGUUGUGAAACCAAUGGAUAAAAAGAAAGUUCUUGUUAAAGU